Molecule: messenger RNA, 7010 nt
Organism: Hemiscyllium ocellatum (epaulette shark)
Lineage: Eukaryota; Metazoa; Chordata; Chondrichthyes; Orectolobiformes; Hemiscylliidae
Gene: mpped2a
Product: metallophosphoesterase domain containing 2a
Exons: 7
Coding region: 539-1447 (302 amino acids)
Molecular function (GO): hydrolase activity
Source: RefSeq, a predicted model, not a curated record
GACCCGAGCGAAGGUCGAAAGCGAGGCUUCGCUGCCAUCAGCUCCCGGUUGCCGGUGGGUCGGAGGUUCGAGCCCUGGGGAGGGAAGAGAGCAGAAAACAAGGAUAGCUCACCUUUAAACCCAGUGCCCUUCCUCCCCCCUCUGCCUGCCCACCUUUUGCUCUCCAGGCAGACAUUCCGCGGUCAAUCUCUUUCUCUCUGUCUCCCCCUCCCUCUCCGUACCCCCACCUCCCUUCCCCUUCCUUCACCCCCCAAACCCAUCACUCCCUUUAUUCUCCUUCUUCGCCCCCCCCCACCCCCCGCAUUGAUGGAUCGACUCCUGUGAAGACCCGAAAAGGACAAUCCUGGAUUCCCGAGUCAACCACAACACACAAACACACUCCAAAAAAAAACACAAACCGAGAAUUGCGCUUUUUUUUUUAAAAAAAGACUCUUUAUAAUUUAAUUUGGCAACUAUUUUCCCGGUUGGAAGGCUGGACACGUACAAGAACAACCGUCCCACAAUGUGCUGCCUAACAUCUGCCGAAGCAAAGUUGUAAAUGGAUUUUGUCGAGCACGGGAUGAUGGCUCAUGGAAUUCCUUCGCAGGGGAAAAUUACCAUCACGGUGGACGAGUACAGCUCCAACCCAACUCAGGCUUUCACUCACUACAACAUUAACCAGAGUCGCUUUCAGCCACCCCACGUGCAUAUGGUUGACCCUGUCCCAUAUGACACUCCGAAACCAGCAGGCCACACACGAUUUGUCUGCGUCUCAGACACACACUCCCGAACAGAUGGCAUUCAGAUGCCGUAUGGGGACAUUCUGCUUCACACGGGUGAUUUUACAGAGCUGGGACUCCCCACGGAGGUUAAGAAGUUCAACGAUUGGUUAGGAAGCCUUCCCUAUGAAUAUAAAAUAGUCAUCGCUGGAAACCAUGAACUAACGUUUGAUAAGGACUUCAUUGCUGAGCUGGUGAAGCAGGACUACUACCGCUUCCCAUCUGUCUCCAAGUUGAAGCCCGAGGACUUUGAUAAUGUCCAGUCACUCCUGACCAAUUGUAUUUACGUACAAGACUCGGAAAUAACAGUGAAAGGAUUUCAAAUAUAUGGCACACCGUGGACACCGUGGUUUAAUGGCUGGGGCUUCAACUUGCCCAGAGGCCAGUCUUUGCUGGACAAGUGGAAUCUAAUUCCAGAGGGAAUCGAUAUUCUCAUGACACAUGGACCACCAUUGGGUUUUCGAGACUGGGUUCCCAAAGAGUUACAGAGAGUUGGUUGUGUCGAGCUCUUAAACACAGUGCAGAGGCGAGUACGGCCAAAACUACACGUCUUUGGAGGAAUCCACGAGGGUUACGGUAUCAUGACAGACGGCUACACCACAUACAUAAACGCCUCCACUUGCACAGUCAGCUUCCAGCCAAUAAAUCCGCCAAUUAUCUUUGACCUUCCGAACCCUCAAGGCUCCUGAGAACUGCUCCUCACAGCAAGAUGGAGGUUCUAUAAACUGCCAUUUUUUUUUCUAAUGGAAAGCGUGACUUUAAAAGAAAAAUAAUAAUUCUGUUUAAAUGUUUUCUCUUGUAUGACCUGGUUCUUUUUUUUUGUAAAAAUGCUGGUACAAAUCGUAGCGAUUGUGCUGUUAAUACAGAUUGGUUCUCAUAAGAUUAAUGAAGCUUUGUGACUUUGUAAGAGCUGAACUAUGAUAUUUUGUUUGCAUCUGCUGGUUCAACUGUUAAGGAAAUAAUCGCAGUCAUUGAAUGUCAGAUUUUUGGUUUCAAUUCAGAACAGAUUUCUUGAUGUCAGAGGUUUCUGAAGAGGCUAUCUUCAACAAAAAUGAACAUUUUGAUGUGAAGGUGGAUGAUUGUAACCAGGUGAAUUCCUUCUGAAAUUCCCCCCUCCACAUGUCCCUGCCAAUUUGUGCCCCUUUGGCAAAUGUUGGUAACCCAACCCCAUCUCAUGGCCACUGCUAAAGAAAUGAGGACUGACUUUUUGACGGAUCAAUCCUCACUAAGCUUUGGAAUCAUCCACCAAUUAAUGCUACCAGUUUCUCUUGGCCCUCAAUCAAGCCUUUCAAUUUUCUAUUCCCUGUAUUCCAUUUCGAAACAUAAAAAAGCCCAUAAUCGAAAUGCUUUAAUGAAGCUUAAGGUGUCCAUUUAGUGUAUGUGCUUUUGCACAAAGAGUUUGCUUCUGUGUUUUAGCUGUAUAAUGUCAUUCCUGGCUAAAGACUUGGCCAGAUACAGAAACUAUUCUUAUUUACCAGUGGAGCAGAUCAAAAGCUUUGGAACAUUUAAUUUACUGAAUUGACGACAUUCAAUAGCCCAGCGAAGCUGAGCAUUAGUCAUCUCCUUAUAAGGCUGCUAGAUUCCCUGCAUGCUGCGUUCUUGAUCCAUGAAGAGCUUUCUGUUUGGUUCGUGAACACAGGCAAGUCAUUUCCCAGUGUGAAUUGGGGUCAGAAAAAUAAUCAGCGGGUGGAUUGUGUCCUUUGUUCCUGAAUGGCAUGUUUGUGGUUAGAAAUUGUAAGUGGUUGGCGUGAGACCAAGUGGGAUAGGAAGGUUGCUAAGGAGAGAGAAAGGUUGCUUCAAUUGAUCUUCCACACUCUCUAUUGUAACAGGUAAGAGUGAUAAAUUACCAUUAGGGCCAUCAAACCCAUCCUCAUCCAGUCAACUGCCUUAAGCCAUUAUCUAAAAUAUUUGCCCAUAAUCCUCACUUUCUUCUGAUAAGGGGAGUUAUAGAGUCAUAGAGAUGUACAGCGUGGAAACAGACCCUUCAGUUCAACUCGUCCAUGCCGAUCAGAUAUCCCAACCUGAACUAGUCCCAUUUGCCAGCACUUGACCCAUAUCCCCAUAAACCUUUCCCAUUUAUAUACCUAUCCAGAUGCCUUUUAAAUGUUGCAAUUGUACCUGCCUCCUCCACUUCCUCUGGCAGCUCAUUCCAGCCAUGCACUACCCUCUGCGUGGAAAGGUUGCCCCUUAGGUCCUUUUUAUAUCUUUCCCCACUCACCAUAAACCUAUGCCCUCUAGUUCUGGACUCCCCGACCCCAGGGAAGUGACUUUACACACAGAAUAAUUCGAAUGAUCUCCCAACAAUUCGCAACGCUUCCAAAGCAGGAUGGAUCUUGCCAAAGACCAUGUGCCAAAUGAUCACUUCUUGAGUUUUUUUUUGUGUGCUCUCUGCACCAAGGUUCAACCUCGUCAUCCAAACAAGGGUGCACCACCUCUUUCAAGAGGUUACUUCGCCUUCCUAGGCUAUGUCAUUGUUUCUCAGGAAUUUUGUUAUAUGAUCAGUUUUGAGUACCAACACCUUAGGCCUGAUUUCAGUAUGGGCAAUACUCACAUGGAACCUCACCAACCCAUGUAUCAGAAGAUCGCAAAUAUGCUCCCCAGGACAAGUUGGGAAUGUCACCACUCCAUUUUGAGAUGCCAUUAGAGUCUGGUGAAAGCAGAAGGUUUUGCUUUAAUUUGGUUAACUAUUUGCUUGCAGUCAUCUUGAAAGUUACCUCUUGUAUGUUCCUUUGCUCUUGUGCUUGGGUAUUGUUGUGUCCAGCUGUUUGAUUGAUGAAGAUCCCACAGCACUAUUCCAAGAAGAGUCUGGAUGUUCAUUUUGUGCUUUUCCAAUCCAUCACCGUCAAUAAUCAACUCCUAGUCACUAUCAUACUUACAGACAGAGAGUUCCCACCACCCUCUGAGAGAAACUCCUCACAAAAGCCUUUUGUUCAAGUUCAAGUGCUCCAAAUGUGUGCUAAGAAAAGUUAUAUUCAAGUUUAACAUAACUUCCAUGCUUUAAUUCUAUCACUUGGAAAAUCGGCUCCCUUGCUCUGUUUGCCUUUUCGUGGCCUGAUUAUCCUGUUCCACUUUAAUGAUUUGUGUCUCACUGCCUAUACAUUUCAGCACUCCAUUUAGAUAGUUAUAUCUUUGUUCAUCUUACAUUUAUGAAUCUCUUUGUCAGUGGCACACCCAUUGUGCAAGUUUGUUAAAGUCUUGCCAUAUUCUGUUACAGCCCUUCAAGUGUCUUAAUUAGACUAAUCCCAUUAAAUUUGAUACCAUUCUUAAAUUUUGAAAUUACAUAUGAGCCAGUAGUCACUUGUACAGAAGGAGAUGUAGGCUGUAGGGAGGAUCAAAAGCUGUCUAGGGAGCAAGCAUGAACAGAAGGAAACUGCAGAGGCACACUUCAGUGAGAGGAAGAGUUUUGAUUGAGAAACCUGCAGCUCUAGGAGGUCAGCUAAAAUGGCCAAUCUGACCCUGGGAAGAUUCUGUCUGUGUGCUCACCUUUCUGUUUGAUCCCCAGUGUUGCUCUGAAGCUGCAGUUAAAGCAAGCCAGUUAUUUUGUCAUUAAACGCUUAUUUUCAGAUGUAUCUAUCAAACCUGAUUUUCUUUCAGUACUGCAAGGGCGAUCAAGUAGGGCAGAAGUGAGUGAAGGAAUGUUCUGCCUGUGUACAGGGACAUUCAGGAAAUCUUCCCGUUAUUCCUGAGCUACAGUGCUAAGCCAAGCAUCUGGGAAGGAAUAGAUUUAAUUGGAUUCAACAUUAUCCUCCAUAUUUCAGUCAAACUGGAAGCGGUAAUUUUUCUAUCGGAACAUGUAUACAUGACAACACUAUGCUUGCGUCUCUAAUUCUCGUAGGACUUAACCAGAUGCUGCAGAAACUUGCUCACCAACCUAUGGAUUCUGGCAAGUCAUCCUUCCUAAUGUUGGCCAACACAUUAGUCCAGUGUUAGCGCAAAAAGCGGUUGUGGUAUCGGUCAACCAGUAUUAUUGACUUGCGAUGACAUAGCGCUAACAUUGAUUCCUCCUUGAGGUGAUGGCAGAGUUAUGUGCUUCACCUUCCAUCUUGCUUAAUCAAAAGCUGCAUCCAGAUUCUCCUGUAUAAUUGUAAAGAAGGAUCUUGUUUGUACAUCGAUUGAAGACUGAGGAAAUCACUUGUCUUAAGUACCCGAGAAAUGUCAGUAGGUCAUAACGUCCCUGGAGCCUACUCUGCAAAUCAAUACGAUUGUGGUUCUUCAUUUACAUUGACUUUAUUAGCCUGCGUUGUGCCCUGUUUCCCUUGAUUCCCUCAGUUCCCAUCUCAAUCUUGAAUAUGUUUAAUGAGAAAGCAUCGACAGCAUACUGAAGUAGAGAAUUCCCAACAUUCUCAGUCUCUGAAUGACGAUGCUUCUCCUAUACUCAGUCUCAGGUUAAGGGUUCAGCCAUUUAGGACUCCAACAUUCUACACUUCAAGGCCAAGGGGAUACCUCUGCAUGUCAACCUUUUCAAGGUUCCAAUAAAAUCACCUCUUGUUCUUCUGGAUGAUAGGAAAGAUGUAUUCCCAUUCUGUUGCAACUCUCCUCAGAACAGCCUUCUCAUCCCAGAACUCAAUCCUACGUUGCACCUGUUCAGAGAUAAGUAUAUGCUUCAUUAGGAAUGAGGACUAAAUUUGUCCUCUGUACUGCAGCUCUGCUCCCCGUAAGAGGCCAUUUGGCAUUUGUAGUGUCAUGAGUGGAGCUUAUCCCAAACAAGAUUUGCAUUACCAAGGAAACAGCUACCUGCAAGUAUUGAUUUGAGCACCAAGACAAUGGUCAUAACUUGUGUAAAUGUAGUGGGUACACAGAGUGCCAUCCACGAGAAACUAAAAUCAUCUAGACAUUUCGAAUUCAAAUCUGGAAUUUUAAUUUUAUUUAGCCGAGACUGCAGCAUCUUAUGUUUUUACAGUAGUUUCAAUGUAAGAAAAGUUCUAAAGAUCUUCAUAAAUGAAAUGAAUGCUGAGCAGCUGUAAGGGAGAUGGUGAAGAUUCAAAGAUCACUGGAGCUUUUUAAAAAAUGAGAGGAGCAGGAGAGUGUUUAGGAGUGAAUUUUUACAGUUGACAUUCUACCUACUUCCUGACUUUUUACUCAGUCUGCCUUCAUUUUCCAGGCUGUCCCCAUCUACCUGGUUUUGCAGCCAGAAGAAAUGCAGACUCUGUACUGUGACAGGAGUAGGAAAUCACUGGAAGAACAGCAGCAUAGCUACCUUUUUAGGUGCUUUCUAAACGAAGCUCCACACAUUGAAGUCUUUCUGUCCUCCUCAAGGACAUAGACCCACCCCAAACCCUACCAUUUCCACCACCUGCCUGGCCAUGCCCUCCAAUUGUUGAAAGCUUCUUUUCAUUUUGCAAGUUCUUUCAUCUCUCUGCUAUGUUCCUUGGAGCAAAAUGAAGCUAAUAACCUUGGACAAUUGCAGCAGAAAGCAGCAACAGUCCAGGAAUAAAUAAUACCUUUAUUUUUCCUCCUAUUAGAAAGUGUGGAUCUAAUCCAUUUCUUUUGAAAAUUGAUCAGUAACUCAGUAAGGGGAGAUUUGUUACUGGUUCAGAGUUUCAAUGGUGUGCCUCGAUUCCACUAAAGAAUAGACAUUUUCUGAAUACAGUACUCCAAGUACGUUCUCACCAUUGAGGUGUAAUUUAGAAGUUACUUUGGGAAAGGCUGGGUCAAAUUCAGAUUGAUAGAGCUCAACAGUAUCUUUGGGUCACAAACUGGAGAUGUCCUCAAACAAGCCUCUUUCAAGAAGCCAGUGCAGAAACCAAUGGCCACAUAGCAUUUUUCUGGACAGUAUCUAGGCUUUCAACUUGUUAAACAUCACUUUCAGUGUAAUUAAUCUUGGCGCAGGCAAGGGCAACAUUCAUUUUCCAUUGUGUUGACGCUAUGGGUUUUCUUGUUGUGGUGAGUUCAGAGGGUGGUUGAGGGUCUGCAACAUUGGCGUGGGACUCGAGUCACUUAAAAAUCCAGAUCAUGCAAAGGUGACAUCUCACAAUGCCCCACCCAUUUGUGAAACCCUACAAUAAAUGCACACCUUCACCUUCAUUAUCGCUUAUUUAUUCUUGUAACUGCUGGUCUUUUUUUAUUAUUGUUUUUUUGCACUGUGUAUAAAAGCAAGCUCGCUCGCGCACAUGAAGAAAAAAAGGUUAAUUGCCCAAUAACUUGUUUAAAGUUGAGCAUUAUAAAUGCUGGAGGGCUUCUUUUAUUUUCCCUUGAUUUUCCUCUCUCUGUUGAACGGAAAUUAGCAAAUAGAAUUCUUUUGUUUCCAUAAAA